AUGAGUUCAAAGGGAUACGUGCCUAUACCUAGUUCUUCAGAUUCACAGACACAUAGUUUAGGCUCUAGUUUUCCAAUGCACAAACACUCGUUUGCGUCCUUAAACAGUGUGAUCGAGACCCAGCCGAUAUCCCAUGACAGCCAGGGCAAUUUCGUGGAGCAGAAAACAGGCCGCAGAGUUUUGUUGCACGGCAUCAAUCUAGAUUCCAACUCUAAGAUGCCCAAAACCCCUACCCAGUACAGCUACUCUAGACCGGAUAAGUGUGGGUUUUGGGAGGAGGCCGACCAUGUUUCGUUUGUUGGGAGGCCAUUCCCAUUAGAGGAAGCGUAUGAGCAUCUGACCAGAAUCAAGCUCUGGGGUUACAACACCAUUCGAUACGUGAUUACCUGGGAGGCAAUCGAGCACGAAGGUCCCGGUAUCUACGACGAAGAUUUUAUUGAUUAUACCAUUCAAAUGUUGCGCAAAAUUGACGAGAUUGGAGGAUUGUAUGUGUUUAUCGAUCCCCACCAAGACGUGUGGUCCAGAUUCACCGGAGGAAGCGGUGCUCCUUUGUGGACGCUAUAUGCUGCGGGACUUGAACCUCGCAACUUUCCUGUCACCGAAGCCUCGGUGCUCCACAACGCCAGCGCAGAUCCUCAAAAGUUCCAGAAGAUGGUGUGGGCCUCAAACUAUUUCCGAAUGGCUGCAGAGACAAUGUUCACCCUGUUUUUCUCCGGAUCCCUGUUUGCCCCCAAAGCCAUUAUUGACGGAGUCAACAUCCAGGAGUAUUUGCAAUCGCAUUUCCUGGACGCCAUAUCUUACUUGCUUGUGUCAAUCAAGAAGAGUGCUCCUGAGCUGUUCAACAAGUCGAUCAUGGCUGUGGAGUCUCUGAACGAGCCAAACUCUGGGUAUUUUGGGUUUGCCGACUUGGAAAAGUACCCUCUUUCACAAGAAUUGAGGCUCGGAACGUGUCCCAAGCCUAUUGAAGGAAUGCGACUGGGUAUGGGACUGCCUCAGGAGGUUGACCUAUACUCACUUUCGGUGUUUGGCCCCAGAAAGACAGGAACAAGACUGAUAGACCCGAACGGAGCAAAAGCAUGGGUCUCAUCGGACAAGAUGGACAAACACUAUGGGUUCAAGCGGGAUAAAGAUUGGAAACUGGGAGAGUGUAUAUUUGCACAGCACAAGGUUUGGAACCCAGAAACAGGAGAAGCUCUUAUACCACAUUAUUUCAGCAUACAUCCAGAAACAGGCGAGACGUUGGAUGAGGAGACUUUUAUCAACACGCGAUUUGUGGAUUUCUGGACAAAAUUUAAAGAUACGGUGCGUAAGGUCGAUACCCAGCUGUAUGUGAUCAUGCAGCAUCCGGUGAUGGAGAUUCCUCCGUCGUUGGAAGGAACACCAUACAUCGACAGCCGAACAGCGGUUGCACAGCAUUAUUACGACGGGAUGUCUCUCAUGUUCCAAACAUGGAACCGGAAUUACAACGUUGACACGGUUGGGAUCAUGAGAGGUCGGUACAUCAACCCUGUGUUUGGGCUUGUUUUCGGAGAGUCGAAUAUCCGCAAGUCUUUCCGCAACCAGCUCAACCAACUCAAGGAGGAGGCGCAGAAUGCGCUCGGUACCGAUGUCCCUGUUAUUAUUUCCGAGACGGGCAUGCCGUUUGAUAUGGAUCAAAAGAAGGCGUACGAGACGGGCGACUACAGCUCGCAGAUCAGUGCGAACGACGCGCUGUGUGCGGCGUUGGAGUCCAACAACUUGAACUGCACUUACUGGUGCUACAACUCAAGCAAUUGCCACAAAUGGGGAGACAACUGGAACCUGGAGGACUUUUCGCUCUUCUCGAGAGACGAUAUCGAGGAGAACAAGUACGACAGCCUGAUGCAGAACGCCGCGUAUGGCACCACGAGCAUUGGCACGUACAUUGAGUGGCUCACGAGCUCGUCCACCAGUUUGGAGACCGGGUCGAAGAAGUCGGAGGUGGAGGUUGAGGAGUACGAGCUGGAAAACAAGGUUGUUUCGCUGAUGAGCGGGACUCGUGCUGCUUCGGCGAUUGUGCGGCCGUACGGGGUGCUUGUGAACGGGACUGUGACGAUCAGCGAGUUUGACUUGAAAAACGGACGGUUCACGAUGGAGAUCAACACGCGGGGCCAGCGCGAGACACACGCACCUACGGUGAUCUACCUGCCGGAACUGCAUUUUGCACCGGGCCAGUUCGAGAUCCGGGUGUCUACGGGGACCACGGUGUACCGACAUAACAAGUUUGUGCAGCUGGUGGAAUGGGACCACGGGGUGCAAAUCGGGGACGUGCGCAUCGAGGUGUGCAACUACGGCAAUCAGGAGACGGAAAACUACGGGGAAUCAAGCACUUUAAAAGCGCUGGCCUGCGGGUACUUGUGA
Messenger RNA from Ogataea philodendri, 2379 nucleotides. RefSeq lists its product as uncharacterized. Gene Ontology annotation, biological process: ergosteryl 3-beta-D-glucoside catabolic process. Bases 1 to 2379 code for a protein of 792 amino acids. Lineage: Eukaryota; Fungi; Ascomycota; Pichiomycetes; Pichiales; Pichiaceae. Gene Ontology annotation, molecular function: steryl-beta-glucosidase activity. The transcript has a single exon. The record is from RefSeq and is a predicted model, not a curated record.